This is a messenger RNA of Penicillium malachiteum, 1077 nucleotides long. Its product is annotated as DUF92 domain-containing protein. Lineage: Eukaryota; Fungi; Ascomycota; Eurotiomycetes; Eurotiales; Aspergillaceae. Bases 1 to 1077 code for a protein of 358 amino acids. Gene Ontology annotation, cellular component: membrane. The transcript has 3 exons. The record is from RefSeq and is a predicted model, not a curated record.
AUGAAACCUGUCUACGGGCUUUCUUUGGUUGCCUUCUUGGUCUUCUAUUCAUGGAGACGUAAGUCCCUUACUUCACUCGGCCUUGUCACGGCUGGGUUGACGGCUACCGUACAUGCCUUGCACCCAUGGAACACACCAUUUGUGCUCCUCGCCGUGUUCUACCUCGGGUCUCAAAGAGCUACCAAGGUUAAGCACGAAAUCAAAGCACGCUUGACGGUCUCUGCGACAGGCGCAGAGGGCGGCGAAGGACCCCGAAACCACGUCCAGGUGCUGGUUAACUCGAUUACUGCCACCGUUCUGAUCAUCGCACAUACAUUCGUCCUCUCCAGAGACGACUUCGAAUCAUGUUUCGCGAUGGGUAACACCGCAGCUGAUAUCCUGAUGGUCGGGAUUGUAGCACACUACUGCGCAACCGCUGCCGACACAUACUCCUCCGAACUAGGCAUUCUUGCCAAAUCCAAACCCCGCCUUAUUACAUCCCUGACCCUGCGACAAGUCCCACCAGGCACGAACGGCGGUGUCACAAUGGCAGGCUUACUUGCUGGUCUGCUCGGCUCCUUCACAGUUGCACUGGGAUCUGUCCUAUCGACUCCAGUCUGCAGCGAACGCUCUAGUCUUCAAGAUCGUGCACUGUGGGUCGUCGCACUCUCAUUCUGGGGUCUGAUGGGGAGCGUCCUUGAUAGUGUUCUUGGAGGACUGUUUCAAUCUACCGUGGUAGACACGCGGAGUGGCAAGGUUGUCGAAGGCAGUAAUGGCCAGACCGUUCUCAUUCGACCGGGGUCCUCGAACUCGAGAACUGGUUCCAAGCAGACUUCAACUGGAGAGUCGACAGGAACCGAUCAGCUCAAUGGGGCAGGUGGUGUUACACAGCGCGGCAGUCAUGCCACGGGACAGUCUGUGGACGCCCCGGCGGGACAUGAAGGUCAUCAGAGCCGACAGAUGCUAAGUGGACGUAAUUGGCUCAAUAACAAUGGGGUCAAUUUGGUUCAGGCUUUGGUGAUGACUGUAGGUGCUAUGGGUAUUGCCCAGUGGUUUUGGGGAAUUGAUGUACGAGAGCUUCUAGAACUUCUGGCAUGA